Molecule: messenger RNA, 2883 nt
Organism: Arachis stenosperma
Lineage: Eukaryota; Viridiplantae; Streptophyta; Magnoliopsida; Fabales; Fabaceae
Product: 26S rRNA (cytosine-C(5))-methyltransferase NOP2B-like
Exons: 18
Coding region: 520-2352 (610 amino acids)
Biological process (GO): rRNA base methylation; maturation of LSU-rRNA
Cellular component (GO): nucleolus
Molecular function (GO): rRNA (cytosine-C5-)-methyltransferase activity; RNA binding
Source: RefSeq, a predicted model, not a curated record
AGCUCCUUCGUUUUUCCUCCCUUCCUCCCUUUUUUUCAUUCACAGAAACACAGCCAAAAAACCCUAGCACUGUAACCGUACACCACCGCCGCAAGGAGUGGCAUACUGCCGCCGUCCGUCCGUCUAUCUAGCUUCCCUCGUGCUCCAAGUCUUCAACCCCUGUUCGCUGUCCCGAUCGCAGCUGCUUCCUCGAGCUCGGCGUCCGUCGUCUUUGUCUGCUCAGCGCGCUUCCGCCGCCAUUUGUUUGCCGUUCACGUUCGCGUCUUCGUUCAGCCGUCGUCUUCGUUCGCGUUCUUCGCCGUUCAAGUUUGCUCGGCGUUCACCGUUCGCGUUCACUCGCUGUUCACCUUUCGGGUUCGCAUUCGCGUUCGUCUGGAAGCCACGUUGCUCUGCUUCAAACUCUGCGACCAAUCCGCGCGCUCCACCUAGCCGUCGAACUGCUCUCUUUUGUCGCCGCCCGAAGAAGAAAACAUUCUCCCCCCAAAUCAGAAUCUCUGAUACACUCUGCAUACGUAGAUUAUGGCUCCAGCAAUUGCAACAAAGAAGAAAGUUUCGAAGAAGCAGAGCCCUGCAAAGCCACCAAAAGAAGCCAUGAAAAAGAAGAGCAAGCUUUUAACCCUCAAGCAUGAUUCUAGUGCUUCAGAAUCCGAAUAUGAAGAAGAAGAGAUUCUGCAGCAGCCACAGAAUAAAGAUGAAGCUCCUGGUGACUUCGAUGUUGAUUCGGGUUCUGAAUCUGACCUAUCUUCUGAUGGUGAUGGUGACGAUCCCUUAGUUGAUGAUUUCCUCCAAGGAUCUGAUGACGAAGUGGAAGAGAAAGACUCCGCUUCUGAUUCAGGUUCGGGUUUGGAUGUUGACUCGGAUGAAUAUGACAUUGAAGAGAAGUCGAGAAUCAUUGAUGAGGAAAGGAAGAAGGAAGAAGAAGAUGCCGAGGCUGAAAUGCAACUCAACAUCAAAGAGGAGUCUGAUGAGUUUAGAUUACCAACCCAAGAGGAACUUGAGGAGGAGAAUCUGCAUCCGCCUGAUCUUUCCAAUCUACAGAGGAGGAUUAAAGAGAUUGUUCGUGUUCUUUCAAAUUUCAAGGCCUUAAAGCAAGAAGGGUCAACGAGAAAGGAUUAUGUUGAGCAGCUUAAGAAAGAUAUAUGUUCAUACUAUGGCUACAAUGAGUUUCUAAUUGGUGCUUUAGUGGAGAUGUUUCCCACUGUCGAACUUAUGGAACUAAUUGAAGCCUUUGAAAAGCCCAGGCCCAUUUGUCUAAGGACUAACACUUUGAAGACGCGCAGACGGGAUUUGGCAGAUGUUUUAAUAAAUAGAGGAGUAAAUCUAGAUCCUUUAAGCAAGUGGUCAAAGGUUGGACUUGUUGUGUAUGAUUCUCAAGUACCAAUUGGUGCCACUCCGGAGUAUAUGGCUGGUUUCUACAUGCUUCAAAGUGCAAGCUCCUUUCUACCUGUGAUGGCCUUAGCUCCUCAAGAGAAGGAAAGGGUUGUUGAUAUGGCGGCUGCACCUGGAGGUAAAACGACAUAUGUAGCUGCUCUUAUGAAGAAUACAGGAAUUGUUUUUGCAAAUGAAAUGAAGGUACUACGGCUUAAGUCACUUACUGCAAAUUUGCACCGGAUGGGGGUGUCAAACACUGUAGUCUGCAAUUAUGAUGGAAGAGAGCUUCCAAAGGUGUUGGGUGUCAAUGCUGUUGACAGAGUAUUAUUGGAUGCUCCUUGCAGUGGAACUGGGGUUAUAUCCAAGGAUGAAUCAGUUAAAACCUCCAAAAGCUUGGAAGACAUACAGAAAUGUGCGCAUCUGCAGAAGGAACUCAUUCUUGCUGCCAUUGAUAUGGUGGAUGCUAAUUCAAAAUCUGGGGGCUACAUUGUUUAUUCCACUUGUUCGAUCAUGGUUGCCGAGAAUGAAGCAGUUAUUGACUAUGCACUCAAGAAGAGGGAUGUUAAGCUGGUUCCCUGUGGACUUGACUUUGGGCGCCCUGGAUUCAUAAGAUUUAGGGAGCAACGGUUUCACCCUUCUUUAGAAAAGACAAGGCGGUUCUAUCCUCAUGUACACAAUAUGGAUGGGUUCUUUGUUGCAAAGUUGAAAAAAAUGAGCAGCAGAAAGCCAGGUUCAAAACCAUCAGAACCAUCUGAAGUGGAGGAAGAACAAUCCAAGCUUGAGAAGGAAGAAGUGGAUGUUGAGAAGCCUAGUAAUGAUGUUAGAGAAAAUGGCAAAGAAUCUUCUGAAUCUAAAUCCAAAAAGACAAAGAAAAGGAAGUUUCCAUCUAAACCGAUUAACGGCAUAAAAGAAAAUGGGAAAGUAACUUCUGGAUCUGGAGUCUGGACCAAUAAAGAGGCAGAAAAGGAAAUUUCCAUCUAAGGAGGAAAUUUCAAAUUCAAGGGAGGAGAAGAGACGCGCUUUGAGAGAAAACAAGCGCAAAACCGGUAAGCGACAGAGCCAAAAAUGAGGAAUGGCCAUUGGCAUCGAACUGACUCGCACUUAAUGAAAUGGAAGAGUUGUAGUGAUUGCCUGCUUUAAGAAGUUUGUCCUGGAAUCAGUUCUAUGCGGUAAUCACACAGCGCAAUUUUGUUUGGUUUUAGUUAUUUAAGGGUAGCAUCUAAACAUAGUUAUAAACCAGAAAAGAAAUGUGUACCUUUUUGAAUUAAUCUUGAGAUUUCAUUCUAAAUACUGUCAUCAUAUCCAUUGUACUGUGCUAGUUAUCCUUUUUAAGACACUAGCCAAAUGUUAUAAUAUUGAUAGUGCUUUCAUAGUUAUGCUUUUAAUGGUUAUGUGUUGGCGAUCAAGUAUUUUGUUGUUAGUGUUCCCCUUGGUGGGGUGUGUUAGGAACAUUUUCAAAAUUAGGAUUUAUUUGAUGUAUAAAUCAAUUAUCUUGUUUGAAAAUAGAGAAGA